AAAAUUAUGAAAAUCACGGAAAACCUACACGAAAUCAACACGCUCAGCACACAGCUCAGCCAAAACCACAUUGCCUAACAAUAUGACAGACGAGACUACAAUCCCACUAAACACGCUGUCGAGGCUGUUCCAUGUCGCAGUCUUCGAGCAUGACGACACCAGGAUUACACAGCAGACACUGGAGAUGAGUGCAGAGUAUCUGCGGAUGUUUAUACGCGAAGCUGUGCUUAGGGCAAACGAGACCCGGAUCUCAAGAGCUCACGACGGCGAGGACUCUGUUGUUACGGAGCAGCCUGUGAGUGAUGUGCUGGAUACAAAGGACCUUGAUGAAAUCGCAGGAAUGAUGGUGCUCGACUUUUAAUGGUUACAUAGUGUUAAGUGCAAUG
This is a messenger RNA of Williopsis jadinii, 386 nucleotides long. RefSeq names its product CENP-X/MHF2 family protein. Gene Ontology annotation, cellular component: FANCM-MHF complex; Fanconi anaemia nuclear complex. Gene Ontology annotation, biological process: DNA repair; replication fork processing; resolution of meiotic recombination intermediates. Gene Ontology annotation, molecular function: protein heterodimerization activity. NCBI's taxonomy places the organism in Eukaryota, Fungi, Ascomycota, Saccharomycetes, Phaffomycetales, Wickerhamomycetaceae. Bases 83 to 361 code for a protein of 92 amino acids. The transcript has 2 exons. The record is from RefSeq and is a predicted model, not a curated record.